This is a messenger RNA of Pieris brassicae (large cabbage white), 1068 nucleotides long. It is a transcript of the gene Trs23, whose product is annotated as trafficking protein particle complex subunit 4. NCBI's taxonomy places the organism in Eukaryota, Metazoa, Arthropoda, Insecta, Lepidoptera, Pieridae. Gene Ontology annotation, cellular component: TRAPP complex. Gene Ontology annotation, biological process: endoplasmic reticulum to Golgi vesicle-mediated transport. Bases 158 to 811 code for a protein of 217 amino acids. The transcript is spliced from 4 exons. The record is from RefSeq and is a predicted model, not a curated record.
UCUGUGGUAACUGGUACAUCAUAACUGACUCCCAUCAAUAAAUUUUUAAAUCAUUGUAUAUAAUUUGUAGGGAACGGAUAUUUAAGACGAAUAUAUUAAGAAUUUUAAUUAAAAAUAAAUUUUUAGUACAGGAAUGUAAUAUAGACAUUUUGUAAUCAUGGUGAUCUAUAGUGUUUAUGUAGUAAGCAAAUCUGGAGGGCUAAUUUAUAACUAUGAUCACAACAUUCCCCGGGUAGAGACUGAAAAAACAUUUGGAUUCCCUCUUGAUAUUAAGCUACAGUAUGAAAAUAAAAAGGUUGUUGUUGUGUUUGGCCAACGAGAUGGUAUAACCGUGGGGCAUGUUUUACUAUCAGUAAAUGGGUCUCCAGUUAUUGGAAGAAAUACAGAAGAUGGAAGCGAUGUAUUUGAACUAAUUGAAGCUAAAGAAAACUAUCCUCUCAGUUUAAAGUUUGGUCGUAUGAGAGCUACAACAAAUGAGAAAAUAGUAUUGGCAAGUAUGUUCUAUCCACUUUUUGCCCUUGCCAGUCAGCUGAGUCCAGUGCCCAAGAGUUCAGGAAUAGAGACUCUCACAGCUGACACAUUCAAGCUUUCCUGCUUUCAGACUUUAACUGGUGUUAAGUUCAUUCUAGUGACUGAUCAGAACAUGCAAGGCACUGAAGUUGUACUAAAAAGAAUCUAUGAACUAUAUUCAGACUAUGCUCUUAAGAAUCCCUUCUACUCUUUAGAGAUGCCAAUUAGGUGUGAACUAUUUGACACAUCUCUGCACACUUUGCUGGAGCUGGUGGAAAAAUCUGGCACUGCAAAUUUAUAGAUCAAUAUUUUCAAGCCCUGAAUGGUCUUUAUAUAAGGCUCAUAUUUAUUAGAAUAUGAGUACAUAUGUAUGCACACACUUUAAUUAAGGCUGGUUGUCCUAAGGAUAGGACAACUGUUAUUAAAUUGGAUAGUCAUGCAAUUUAAUAUAAAAAAUCUAUUAUAUAAGAACAAUUAGAUAUGCGUUUAAAAAAAAUAGGGAUUCAUAAUUUUUCAACUGAUGUUAAUAUGUCCUAAUGUAAAUGCAUAUUCUUUUCA